This is a messenger RNA of Lolium perenne, 1261 nucleotides long. Its product is annotated as germin-like protein 5-1. NCBI's taxonomy places the organism in Eukaryota, Viridiplantae, Streptophyta, Magnoliopsida, Poales, Poaceae. The record is from RefSeq and is a predicted model, not a curated record. Gene Ontology annotation, molecular function: manganese ion binding.
AGGGCGAACACGGCGAACAGAGGCCUAGCAGGCCAGCACACGCACAGUUCCAAAAUAGGAGUCUGACUCGCGGUUCUUGAGACAUAUACUUCCAAAAGAGGUCCUCACUGUACGUGCAUGCACACACAGGUGACAGGUCACUGUACUCACGGCAACUGAUCGAUUCCCCUGCACAAUAAAUAUCCAACCAGUGUUUUGCUGGUCGAGAAAGAUCGAUCGGUCGCCAUGGCUGCGGCGUCGAUGCUUCUCUUGGUGGCCACUCUCGUUGUCAGCCAUGGCGUCGACGCCUUCGACCCCAACCCUCUACAGGACUUCUGUGUCGCCGACACGGAGUCCGAGGUGCACGUGAACGGGGUGCCGUGCAAGGACCCGGCGACUGUGGUGCCCGAGGACUUCUUCUUCGCCGGCGCAGACAAGCCCGGCGGGACGGCGAGUCGGCGCUACGGGUACUCGUCGCUGCCCGUGCGGAUCCCGGGCCUGAACACGCUGGGCGUGUCGCACGCCCGCGUGGACGUCGCGCCGGGCGGCGUCUUCCCGCCGCACUACCACCCGAGGGCGUCCGAGACGGCACUGGUGCUGGAGGGCUCGUCCGUCUACUUCGGCUUCCUCGACUCCGGCAACAGGCUCUUCGCCAAGGUGCUCCGCAAGGGCGACGUGUUCGCCGUGCCGCAGGGGCUCGUCCACUUCCUCCUCAACAACGGGACCGCGCCCGCCGUGCUGUACGCCACGCUCAGCAGCCAGAACCCCGGCAUGGUGCUCCUCGCGGACGCGCUCUUCGCGCCGGCGACGCCGGUCCCGGAGGAGCUUCUCGCCAGGACACUCCUGACGGACAGACAGACCGUGGAGGAGAUCCGGGCAAACUUCAAGCGACGGUCUUUGUCGUCGGGCUUCUUGAUGGCUGGUCCUGGCGGCGAGAGCCACGCUAGUUAGCUUGUUUCUAGUUUCGUUUUGAUCUCUGUUCUACUUAGUUAAAUCGACAAUAACUAGCAGCAAAGAGUCAUGGAUCCUAACUCUGAUUGCAUAUGAGUUAGAGUAUCUCCACUCGUUUCCCGAGAAGCCCCCCAUGAGCCGUUUUUUACAUCCGGACGGCGAAAAACGGCCUAAUUUCGUCCGGACUCCCCGGGCCAUCCUCGGUUUCCCGGGGAUCUCUCGGGGACUCCGGAUGGAGCAAAACCAACCGCCCACGCCCACGUGUCUCCUCUUUCGUCCGGACUCCCCAGGCCAUCCUCUUUUUCCCCGAGAAACGCCGCUUGGAGAGCAC